Capsicum annuum is the source of this 1469-nucleotide messenger RNA. RefSeq names its product NAC domain-containing protein 37. The transcript has 4 exons. Lineage: Eukaryota; Viridiplantae; Streptophyta; Magnoliopsida; Solanales; Solanaceae. The record is from RefSeq and is a predicted model, not a curated record. Gene Ontology annotation, molecular function: DNA binding. Gene Ontology annotation, biological process: regulation of DNA-templated transcription. The coding region runs from base 158 to 1204 and encodes 348 amino acids.
CUUUACUUCUUUCUCUUCCAAAUAUUCUUUCUUUUUUGUGUUCUACAUAUUUGUCUUCUUCUUCUUCUUCAUAGCUCACUCCCAAUCAUUAGUUAGCUUCCACUGAUAGAUCGAGCUAAGAGAGAAAAACAUACUGCAGAACUAAAUUAAACAAGUGAUGGAUACAAACGAAUCAUGUGUUCCACCUGGAUUUCGAUUUCAUCCAACAGAUGAAGAGCUAGUUGGGUACUAUCUUAGAAAGAAAAUCGCAUCUCAAAAGAUUGAUCUUGAUGUUAUUAGAGACAUUGAUCUCUACAGAAUUGAACCAUGGGAUCUUCAAGAUAAAUGCCGGAUCGGAUAUGAAGAGCAGAACGAGUGGUAUUUCUUCAGCCACAAGGAUAAGAAGUAUCCAACGGGGACCAGAACUAAUAGGGCAACAAUGGCUGGGUUUUGGAAGGCAACGGGAAGAGACAAGGCUGUAUACAAUAAAUCAAAACUUAUAGGCAUGAGAAAAACACUUGUCUUCUAUAAGGGUAGGGCACCUAAUGGCCAGAAAUCUGAUUGGAUCAUGCAUGAAUAUCGUCUCGAAUCUGAAGAGAAUGGUCCUCCACAGGAAGAAGGAUGGGUGGUUUGUAGAGCAUUUAAGAAGAAAAUUACAGGGCAUACAAAGACCAAUAUGGUCGAAGGAUGGGAGUCAAAUUAUUUCUAUGAUGAAGCAACUACUGCAGUCAGCUCAGUAGUAGAUCCUCUUGAAUACAUCACAAGGCAACCACCUCCUCCUUCAAAUUUCAAUAUGUUACAAAAUAAUCUACUAUGCAAACAAGAGAUGGAAGCAGCAGAAAACAAUCCCAACUUUGCUUAUACAAAUUCAGAUCAAUUCAAACAGCUUCCACAGCUAGAAAGUCCCUCUCUACCACUCCUAAAAAGGCCAAUCAGCUCCAUGUCACUCGUCUCCGAUAAUAACAAUAACAAUAAUAAUAAUUACGAAGAUGAUGGGAGCAAAAAUGUAACGGCUGAUUGGAGGGCACUUGACAAAUUUGUAGCGUCUCAAUUGAGUCAUGAUAAUCAUCAUGAAGAGACAAGUGCAUUAUAUGAAGAUCAUGACAAUUAUUCGGAUAUGGGAAUGUUGCUAUUGCUGAGUGAUAGAGGAGAAGGGCCUAAGCUGAGUGAGAUCUUGAGUUCGAGCUCUGAGGAUUGUGAUAUUGGCGUUUGCUCGCUUAUUUGACAAAUGAAGAAGAAAACGCGGAGAAAAGCAAUAUUACACAUAUAUAUAAUAUAUAUCAUGUAAGUAAAAGCUAUUAUUUGUGAAAUUAUUAAUGAGUGAAGAGAGUCAUCCAUUGCAGUGGAGUUGAUUAUAUAUAGAAUUGCAAGGAUGUUCAAGGAUGAAGGGAAUUGAUUUUAUGAAGAAACUAUCAGCUAGGAAGAACUAGUACAACUAAUAAAAAAACUAUAUACGUGCAUGUGAUAUUAAUGGAUUUCGUAUUUAACCA